AUGACACUUUACAUGUUUUUUGAAGGAUAUCUUCUGACUCCAAAUACAGCGUUAGCAAUCACCUUCAUCAUUUUCGGGAUCUAUACCGUUGUCGGUAACAUGCUAGUGUGUAUAGUAUACAUUCUAGAUCCAGGGAAAAAACUACGGCGAGUCAGUAACUCCUAUUUCGUUAUCAAUCUGGCCUUGGCGGACAUUUUGGUUGGAGUGACGGUGGAACCUAUAAACGCUGCGAGCUUUUGGACAAGCAAUACUGAAGUCUUGUUUAGCUAUUACAUUUUUGCUGUUCUUUCCUGCGUCUGUUCCAUCAUGAAUAUUUCAGCCCUGAUGGUGGAUCGUUUUCUCGCUGUGUGCAGGCCAUUUAAGUACAGAUCUUUUGUCAAACCUAGCCGAGUUCGCACGACACUUUUAAUUAUUUGGCUCUACUCCAUUCAUUUCUCCAUCUUACCUCUCGUUGGCUGGCGGAGCGCAAGUUUUCAGAUAUACCUCUACGGUUUGGGUGUUUUGUCUCCCGCAGGGAUUAUGCUGCUAUCGUACUAUGGAUUGUUACGAGCUUUAAGAGAAAAAAUCUUAAAUUUGAAGGGCUCGGCGGAUCGCAAAGAAGCCACGGAUGUCAAGAAAAUGGUUGCGCGGGAACGCAGAAUUUCUAUGACCGUGUUCAUAAUGUUGUUGGUUUUUCUUGUUGCUUGGUGUCCCUUUGUUGUCGUCGACGUUGUGCUGGUGUUCUGCGAGAAUUGUCGCUCCGACAAACUGCUCCUUGCUCGGGACAUAACGUUAACUGUUGGUUUCUUCUCGUCGGGGAUAAAUCCAGCUCUUUACGCUUGGCGUGUCCCCAACUUUAGACAAGGAACUGUGUUGUUGUUUCAGCGUGCUUCUAAAAUGUCCAAAAUAGUUCGUGUUGCUCCGGUAGAAAACGAUGGAAAAAAUGUGGCUGGUGAACACUCGCAAACUAAUUUGAAUAGAACCGAAGUUUAUGUAGUGGGAGAAAUUACCGGCAAAGAAAGCGGAAAUUCACGGACUAGAUUGAGUUUAUACGAUUGA
Molecule: messenger RNA, 1038 nt
Organism: Porites evermanni
Lineage: Eukaryota; Metazoa; Cnidaria; Anthozoa; Scleractinia; Poritidae
Source: the annotation of a GenBank genome assembly